UCCUGCAGGCUGCUCGGUCGCGAGAGCCACUCGGCAGCGAGAUGCACUGAAGGGGAGACCACGGUUAUCUGAGUUCAGCCUGCUCGCCAUGCCGCGGACCGCGCUGCUGGAGUGAUUUCUUUUUCUUUUCUUUUCUUUUCUUUUUUUUUACAAGUUUCUUUUUUAUUUUACAGGGAAGAGCGAAUGCCGGUGGGGAAAUGACUAACAGGAUGGAGGGUUCGGUGGGACCAGGUGUCAUGGCCGACGGGCCCGUCUCGGCGCCCAACAGCCCCGUGAGCUCCACCAUAGGCCCGCCUCCGUUCCCGGAGGGGGAGCCGCAGUCGUCCCUGACGGACGUCACCCAAAUGUGGAUUAAGUUUGGCAAGACCUUCGCCGUCAUCCUCCCUAUCUACAUCAUGGGAUACUUCGAGUUCAGCUUCAGCUGGGUCCUGAUCGGACUCGCCACGUUCUUCUACUGGAGGAAGAACUACGGCGGCAAGGACUACAGGAUAAACCGCGCCAUGGCGUUCCUGGAGCACGAGGAGCGAGCGGUGACGGAGAGUGUGCUCAUGUCUGAGAUGCCGCCGUGGGUCAAUUAUCCAGAUGUGGAAAGAGUGGAGUGGCUGAACAAGACGGUGAAGCAGAUGUGGCCGUUCAUCUGCCAGUUUGUGGACAAGCUGUUCAGAGAGACCAUCGAGCCGGCGGUGAAGGGCGCCAACCCUUAUCUGAGCUCCUUCUGCUUCUCUAAGAUCGACAUGGGCGACAAGCCGCUGAGAGUGAACGGGGUGAAAGUGUACACGGAGAACGUGGACAAGCGGCAGAUCAUCAUGGACCUGCAGAUCAGUUUCGUCGGGAACACCGAGAUCGACGUGGACAUCAAGAAAUAUUACUGCAGAGCUGGAAUCAAGAGUAUACAGCUUCACGGGACGGUGCGAGUGGUGAUGGAGCCUCUGCUGGGGGACAUGCCUCUGAUCGGAGCCCUGUCCGUCUUUUUCCUCAAGAAACCGUUGCUGGACAUCAAUUGGACGGGACUCACAAACAUGCUGGACAUUCCUGGUAUCAAUGGUUUGUUUGACAGCAUCGUGCAGGACAUCAUCUCCAGCCAGAUGGUCCUGCCCAACCGCAUCACCAUCCCUCUGGUCCAAGAGAGCCAGCUGGCCCAGCUCCGCUUCCCCAUGCCCAAGGGCGUCCUGAGGAUCCACUUCAUCGAGGCCCAGGACCUGCUGGGCAAAGACAAGUUCCUCGGAGGGCUGAUCAAGGGCAAGUCGGACCCCUACGGGAUCAUCAGGAUCGGGACCCAGAAUUUCCAAAGCAAAGUCAUCCACGAGACCGUCCACCCGAAAUGGAACGAGGUGUACGAGGCCUUAAUCUACAAUAACACGGCUCCCAAUCUGGAGAUUGAGCUGUUCGAUGAAGACACCGAUAAAGACGACUUCCUGGGAAGCCUGGGGAUCGACGUGGCGGAGCUCCAGAAGGAGAAGAAGGUCGACGAGUGGUUCGUGAUCGAGGAUGUGGCGACGGGGAAGCUGCACCUCAAACUGGAGUGGCUGUCUCUGCUGUCCACGCCGGAGAUGCUGGACCAGGCUCUGGCGGACGUCAAAGCCAAUCGCGGUCAAGCCAACGACGGCCUGUCGUCCGCGCUGCUCCUCAUCUUCCUGGAUUCAGCCAGGAACCUGCCGCACAAUCCAUUAGAGUUCAACCAGACGGGGCUGAGGAAGUCCUCGGUCAGUAAGGCCAUCAAGUCUGGUAAAAAGGUGACCAGCGAUCCCAGUCCACAUGUCCAGUUCACAGUGGGACACAAUCUCUUUAGCAGCAAGACCAGAUAUAAGACCAAUGAACCGGUGUGGGAGGAGGCCUUCACCUUCCUCAUCCACAACCCCAAAAGCCAAGAGUUGCAGGUCGAGGUGAAGGACGAGAAGCACGAGUGCUCGUUGGGGACGUUGACGCUUCCUCUGAGCCGCCUGCUGGAGGCGGAGGACAUGACGCUGAACCAGCGCUUCCCCCUGAGGAACUCCGGACCCAACUGCACCCUCAAGAUGAAGAUGGCUCUGCGGGUGCUGUGUUUAGAAACUCCCUCAUCCACAAACGCCGCCCCGUCCUCCGUGCAGGUCAACAAGAACCGAUCUGCCAACAGCACCCCGCGGCCCUCCGUGUCCUCGGAGUCCCCCGCGCCUCCCGCCUUCACCCACGACACCACCGCCCGCUCUUCCUCCGUGUCGGCCCAGGACCUGCUGAACCGGCGCAGGGAGGCCGACCAGCCCUUCAGGUCUCCGGGAAGCACCGACUUGGGGCAGGGUGGAGGAGGAAGAGGAGGAGCAGGAGGCCGGGCCCUCGGGGACACCGGGAGGAGCACCUCCAACCUGACCAUCUCUGGUUCCCAGCAGUACCUGGCCGGAGGCAAGGAGCCGACGCCGAGCAUCGCCUCGGACAUCUCCAACCCCUACGCCGCUCAGGAGCUGCAGCAGAGGCUCCAGCAGCUGCAAAACGGUUCGGGUCCCAAUCAUUUCCCGCUGGGUGAGAUCCAGCUGACAGUCCGUCACAGCUCCCAGAGGAACAAACUCAUCGUGGUCGUCCACGGCUGCAGAAACCUGAUCACGUUCUCGGACCACGGCUCGGACCCGUACGUCCGCCUCUACCUGCUCCCUGACAAGCGGCGGUCGGGCAGGAGGAAAACUCCCACGUUCAAGAAAACCCUCAACCCGGUUUACGAUCAGACGUUCGAGUUCAGCGUUUCCCUCGUGGAGCUCCACAGGCGGACGCUGGACGUCGCGGUGAAGAACGGCGGGGGUCUGCUCUCCAAGCACAAGGGCCUUCUGGGAAAGGUUCUGGUGGAUUUGACCCACGAGGACACCAGUAAGGGCUGGACACAAUGGUAUGAGCUGAGUGAAGAUGGCCUGACGAAGCCUCAGCAACUGUAGACAGGGACCGUAUCUUCAUCUUCAUCAUCAUCAUCAUCAUCAUCAUCAUCAUCAUCAUAUCUCUUCCACUUAAGUCUGUGUGUACGAAAGGAAACAGAACAGCAGCUUUGACAUUCAUCUAAUCACAUCAGUCGCAAGGCAAACCUCCCCUUUAAGAAGUGAAAGGCUAAAGGGAGUGUAGAAUACUAUAUAUUACAUAAAGUACUGCUGUGGAAGUCUAUAUUCCAUAUUUAUAGGAGAAACUAUAACAGCUGUAGAGGAAGACAAUCUAUUUUAUAUUUUCUUCUUUGUUUUUGCUAUUGCAGCAGUUUUUCAGUCGAGAACGACAAUGUACAAGUUUGUAAAUAUAAAUAGUGACGUAGGAGAUAAGAGAGAGAGAGAUAGAGAGAGAGAUGUGCAGGCUCUCUUAUUAGGCCAAAGGAUUGUUUGUCAUUUAAUUAUAUUAUAUUUGAUUUGUUUAUUCUUUUUUUUUUUUUUUUAAAUGAAAACUUAAACUUAAGUUUGUGAAGCGCAGCAGGCCGGCGGUCGCAACCAAAGAGACGAGAAGUAUUUAAUUUCUUCGCGCCCCCCCACCCUCACGAGUGUUUUAUGGUAACACAUCUUCACACUGUAAUAACACGUGUAAUAACCAAGAUAUCGCAACAAAUGUUAUGUCAGAUCUUUUAGUUCUUUUCCAUCGCCUGUUUGCUUUUUAAACUGAAUAUUUGCACAUCUGUGUUUUUUUUAAAUUCUUAGUUGUAAUUCAAACAUUGCCUAAAUUUCUUGUUGACAUAUUAUUUUAACAUAAUUCAUCAUCUCAAACUGUAUUUAAAAUGAUCAACCAUGUUUUUUAUUCAUGUAUCUGAAGCCACUAUGUAUAGAAGUGAAUGGUCCUCUUUGGCGCCCCCCAGUGGUAACAUCACAAAAGGACAUGUGCCAAACAUAAUACUAAACUAAUAAUAAUUAGGUAUAUUUUACACAUAAAGGUUAUAUCGAACUCGCCAUUCUGAUGCAAUUAAGUUUUCUGCAUUUUUUCGCAACGCUAAGCUGCCAUCGGGAAUAACUCAACAAUUGUUUCACAUUAGAAGACUUUAAAAGUUAAAAAGAAUUAGUCGAGCAAUUUUAUAUUUCCAAAAAUAAUUGCACAUUUGGUCUCACAGGCUUUUCGUUUGUUUGAUAACGCGACAAUUUCCGUGACAAUCAUGUAGAGUCGUUAAAAAUAUUGUUUAUGAAUCAACUAUUAGUCUUGUUUAGUUUUUUUUUAUGUUUUGUGUACACGCAUCAUAUUCAACACAAUUAUCGGCAUCAAAACAAUGCUUCUAAAAUGUGUAAUAAAUGUCUCGGCCAAAGAGCAGCUGUCCUGUGUCGACGCAUCGGAGGCCAGUGUGACCUUUGCCCUUCGAAAACAAACACAAACAUGGACUUCUUGCCUUGUUGAAUGUGUGUAGUAUUUCACACAUUCUGUAUGUAAACUGUGCCGUUGUGUGUUUAAUUGUGUUUCUUCGCCCCCCCCGUGUUUCAUCUUGUGACAUUCAAACUGUUUGUCCGAAGGCGGUUUGUUUGUGUUCUUCCUCCGUCUUCUUAAUUUAUCUCGUGCCUUAAGAUUCACACGACCCAGAGAUGUUGGCGUGUACAAAGAGAACCCCGUGCGGAAAAAAACGGCUUCAUCAGUGUCCACAUUGUCUCCUAUAAAUGUCUUUUAAAACACAAUAAAGAGCUCUUUAGCAGCAUAAAGCUGGA
Messenger RNA from Cyclopterus lumpus (lumpfish), 4616 nucleotides. RefSeq names its product extended synaptotagmin-like protein 2a (gene esyt2a). The coding region runs from base 198 to 2897 and encodes 899 amino acids. Gene Ontology annotation, biological process: lipid transport. NCBI's taxonomy places the organism in Eukaryota, Metazoa, Chordata, Actinopteri, Perciformes, Cyclopteridae. The record is from RefSeq and is a predicted model, not a curated record. Gene Ontology annotation, molecular function: lipid binding. The transcript has 24 exons.